Penicillium mononematosum is the source of this 1842-nucleotide messenger RNA. Its product is annotated as stress-regulated transcription factor RPN4. Gene Ontology annotation, biological process: regulation of transcription by RNA polymerase II. The record is from RefSeq and is a predicted model, not a curated record. The transcript is spliced from 3 exons. Gene Ontology annotation, cellular component: nucleus. The coding region runs from base 1 to 1842 and encodes 613 amino acids. Lineage: Eukaryota; Fungi; Ascomycota; Eurotiomycetes; Eurotiales; Aspergillaceae.
AUGCUUAUGUACCCACGUAAGGGUCUCAUCACCGAUCCAUACAACCCAGAGGACAUCAUCAUACAAGACGACCAGUACCCACCUGACUUCUAUUCCGAGAACGCCUUGCACUACGAUCAAUCUCGCUUGCAAUCACCGUUCCAGUGCCACCCCAGUGUACAGCUCUCCCCGCCAUCUUCCGCGCCUUCCUCGCCUACUUUCUCCUCUCCGACCUUCUCGACUUCUUGCCCGCAGACGUCUGACUAUCAGUCUUUCGGGGCUCCUUCGAUGACCCCGGCGCCUUCAUAUAACCCGUCGUACGACAUUCAGGGUUCCAACUCACCGUCGCACUACUUGCCUCAACAUCCUCAGCAAUAUUAUACGCCCAUGCUGGUACAACAACCUCUCGCCAGUAACCAGGGUUGGGAUAGCAACCUGCAGUUAUUGAGCCCUGCGCGUGUCCCAUACCCCGGUGUGCAAAAGAGAUCUUCGCCCUCAGCGUCCUCGCGCUCAGCCCCCUCAGGGUUGGCAGCCAACAACUACCACCGCCGCUCCAACAGCGCCAACAAGCCGUUGCCCACCCCGGUGCAAACGCCUCUCCAGAACUCAUUCCUUGCGACUCCCUUCCAAAGUUUCGAUCCCUCCUCCCAAGAUGGUCAGAAUGCCGAGGCCGAGUCUGCUAUGAGAAAAGCGAUCAUGGACCAGCAGAAGCAGUCACCCCCGCAGCAACUGCAGAACGACUACUCGUUGGCUCCAUCGGUGUCGACAAUGAGCCAUAACUCGCCGGUGACUCCGCAGACUACCCUCGACGAACUCGACGACGCAUCCAAGUCGAUGACCAAUGGUGAGAAUCGAAUUCCUGAUAUUGAUAGGUGGAUGGACCAAUACUUACGUUUCGACGCACCUCCAGAAUACAACAGCGCCAAUGGUGCCAUGUCAAUUGGAGUCCCCAAGCUGAACAGAACCAUUUCCGAUAUAUACCAAGACGAAUUAUAUAACCCCACCAUCAUGGCGGCGCCCCAGAUGUCCAAGCCGAUGGGACAGAACCACCUCAACCCGCGCAAUUUUAUCGCCGAUCGCCUACAAGCUGCCAGCCAGGGACACAUGUCUGCUCGUUCGCAAUCGCCUGCCAACAGACGGGGUCGCUCUCCUUUCCGCCCCUCUUCUCCGUUCGCCGGUGACAUGGGCAACAACGCUCUCCAGCAACCCCAGAUGGCUACCAGCAUCCCCAUGAACGGAAUGAACAUGGACCAGACCUCAAACACUGGAGAUAUUAAGACUAUGUCUCCCAAGGAUGCGGUCUUAGAUUUCCAUGAGAACGAUGAUGCCAUGCCUCCUCUGUUCCCCCGGGUCAGGAGUACCGAGUUCCCAUCGCUCCCAACAGUGGAAUCUACUGAGAGUUCGCCUCCAAGUCAAAUGAAUAUGUCAAUUACGGAGGGUAUUCCUCGUCCUACCAACACAUCCUCGGAUGCGGGCACCUACACUUGCACCUACCAUAACUGCUCAGACCGCUUCGACACCCCCUCCAGACUCCAGCGACACAAGCGCGAGGCGCACCGGCAAACAACACCGGGCGGCCACCUUGUCAGCCGCGACACCUCGCUCCGCAACUCCCAGGCUGGUCCGCACAAGUGCGAACGCAUCAACCCGUCUACAGGCAAAGCAUGCAAUUCCAUCUUCUCCCGGCCCUACGAUCUUACGCGGCAUGAGCAUACGAUACACACCGCCGGGAAACAGAAGGUGCGCUGUCAUAUCUGUAACGAGGACAAGACCUUCAGCCGAAACGAUGCUCUGACAAGACACAUGCGAGUGGUUCACCCUGAAAUCGACUGGCCAGGCAAGCAGCGCAGGAGGAGAGACUGA